Parascedosporium putredinis is the source of this 1465-nucleotide messenger RNA. NCBI's taxonomy places the organism in Eukaryota, Fungi, Ascomycota, Sordariomycetes, Microascales, Microascaceae. The record is from the annotation of a GenBank genome assembly.
AGACCCCGAGUCGCAGAGGCCCCUGCGAGAUGUGUCGGUGAACUCGAACGUGCGCCCGGCUAGGAUCGUCAGGGCCGUUACGUCGGAUUCCGAGGCGCAGACCUCGCUCACGUCCGACGCCCUGGAUCAAAUGAUGAGGCACCAUGGGCACCCCGGCACGACGAGGAUCCGGCCCGGAUCCUCGGACAGCACGGGCAGCGUGAUCCGAUACCGGGGCUAUCGAGGCCGCGAGGUCAGGAUCUUCCGGCGGCGCGCAGACGUCAUCGGGCAGCAUGGGACCACCAGCAUGGCCCGCAUCCGCCGCCAAGGCCAGGCCCAGAACCCCCACUGCUUCCAAGCCUGGUACCCCACCAAGGGCUCCAGACCUGGUUCCCCAACACCUCGUGCAGUGCGCGCGGGAGUGGCAACCGCGGGACCGGCCGCAGUUCAAACCGCCACCAAGUACCGCCGAAGCCGCCAGUCAUCCGUCACCUCGUUUGCGUCGGAGCUUGAUUCUCGCUUCAAGAUGCAGGCGCCCGGCACGGGCACGGGCGGCAUGGGCGUUAUGGGCCCCGACUUUGGCCCCAACACCGAUCCUCGUAUGAUCCAGGCCAUUACGCAGACGAUGAUUGGAGAGUUCCUGUGGAAGUACACGCGCAAGACGGGUCGAGGCGACUUUUCCGAAAACCGUCACCGACGCUACUUCUGGGUUCACCCGUACACGCGAACGCUAUAUUGGAGCGAGAGGGAUCCGACCACCGCCGGCCGCGCGGAGCUCAAGGCGAAGAGCGUCCCGAUCGAAGCGGUCAGGGUGGUGACGGACGACAACCCUAUGCCUCCUGGGCUGCACCGCAAGAGCCUCGUGGUCAUUUCACCGGGCAGGACGAUCAAGUUUACCUGCACAACGGGACAACGCCACGAAACGUGGUUCAAUGCGCUGUCGUACCUUCUCCUCCGCACCACGGAUGAUGCGCAAUCGGAUACGGAGGAGAUGGCGGGCCAGAUCACGCAGGAGGACGUGGACGAGUUCAACCCGCAGUAUGGCCAACGCCGGGCUCCCCUAGCAGCCACGCGCACCGAUACCUCGGCCCUCGAGAUGUCGCUCAACAUCCCCACGCUGACGCCGGCCAGGGCUAACCGUGUCGGAGAGCAGCGGCCAUCGUACGGGACCUUGACCCGGUUGAGCGGAUACUGGAAGUCGGGGCAGGUGUUUAGCAGUCUGCGGAGUCGUCACACGAUCACGCCCGACAUUUAUGAGACGAGCGAAGUUCAUGACAGCGCCGAGGACCUGCGAGCCUACUUUGAGAGGCAGGACAGGGAGUCGGACCGGCUGGAGAACGUGCGAGCGUGCUGCGACGGUAAGCACGACGUCGGCACACUUCCUCGAACCUCGAAGCGCCAGAGGGGCGGGCUGCCUCAUACCCACUCACAUGCCAGCGCUUCUGCGGCGCCGACUCCUUCGAGCACGACACGAUCUCGCGUCUAG